CCCAGUCUUCUGGGCUACCCGGUCACAACAAUCACGGGGAGGGAAGAAGUACAUUACUACAAGGAGAAUGGAAAAAUUCUCUCGUUGGAAUCUCGCAACUAUUCUUAUCAAUUGUUUUCUGUGCGCUAGCGGCCUAGAUGAGUUUUCUCCCGACAGCCCUGUGGCCGCGUUCGAAUUUGGCGCUAUCACAAAGAAUGAAGAUAUUCAGAAUACUAGCAGCUCGACCUUGAGGCUGGAAGAUAUUGUUUUAAUUUCAAGAACACAGCAAAAUUCAUACCACAUAAAGAAGGCAGAAGAAUUUAAACAAAAUCUAACUUCACAAGUUUCACCUGAGGAUAAAUUAUUUCUUAGAAUGCUUCAUGAGACAUGGGCACCCUAUGGGGCGUGGUCUAUAUUCCCUAUCCUGCCUAGUUUACUACAGCGUUAUGCAGAUAAUAAAGCUUGGAUCUUUUUCUGUGAAGAAGAUACAGUCAUUGACUUAAAAAAACUAAUAGAAGUUCUUGGCAAAUACAAUGCAAGCAAAGAGCUAUUCCUCGGACAUGCCAUUCAGGAUCCACGCCCAGCUAUUAUUCAUCAUUUUGCAUUUGUUGAAGACCCUUCGCAGUUCUCAUUUCCAGACUUUGCAGCAGGUUGGGCAAUCAGCAUACCCUUGCUCAAAAGCAUGAGCAAACGUCUGGAGUCCAAACCAAUCAACUCAGACUUUACAAUUGACGUCCAGCACGAGGUAGCUAUGUUCAUUCGUAAUGAGGGUGAGGGGACCUUGUUGACUGAUGUUCCUGAGUUAUGUACCACCCUCCCUGGAACCCAGGAACACUGUGCCACAUCAUACAACAGCUCCAUCUCCUGUGGGCGAAUUUCAAGCGAUGAUAUUUUCUUUGCCGUCAAGACGACUAAAAAGUACCACGGCGAUAGAGUCCCUGUUGUGAAAAAAACCCUGGGUCAGCAUGCCAAGCAUGUAGUUUUCUACAGCGAAACAGAAGACCCAGAUGUUCCUACAGAAAAUAUCGGCGUGCCAAAUACAGACACAGGUCAUUGUGCCAAGCUAAAAGCGAUUAUUGAUCGAUCGGCGGUUGACCGUCGAUUCUCCGAUAAGCCCUGGCUCGUAGUUAUUGAUGAUGACACCAUCAUGAGUGUACCGCGCAUGCAGCAGCUCCUAGCGUGUUACGACCCGCAAGAGCCCAUCCUUCUCGGGGAGCGUUACGGAUUUGGUGUUGCCACUGGAUACGGAUAUGAAUACGUCACUGGCGGAGGAGGGAUGGUUCUCAGCCGAGCUGGUAUCAACAUGCUGCGUGAGAGUGGCUGUGGAUGUUGGCAGGAUAACUCACCGGAUGACAUGUGGCUCGGGAACUGCUUCAGGAACCUCAACAUCCCCGUGACUCAUAGCCCCGCCUUCCAUCAGGCACGGCCGGUAGAAUACGUUGCGUCCCUACUAGACCAUCAAUCAGCAGUCUCCUUUCACAAGCACUACGACAUCGACCCGAUAGCCGUGUACAGAGACUACCUGAGCUAACACUACGACAUCGACCCGAUAGCCGUGUACAGAGACUACCUCUGAGCUAACACUACGACAUCGACCCGAUAGACGUGUACAGAGACUACCUGAGCUAACACUACGACAUCGACCCGAUAGCCGUGUACAGAGACUACGUGUACAGACUACCUGAGCUAACACUACGACAUCGACCCGAUAGACGUGUACAGAGACUACCUGAGCUAACACUACGACAUCGACCCGAUAGACGUAUGAAGACUACCUGAGCUAACACAGCGACAUCGACCCGAUAGACGUAUGAAGACUACCUGAGCUAACACAGCGACAUCGACCCGAUAGACGUGUAUGAAGUCCGAGCUAACACUAUGACAUGCAUCUUAGACGCCCUUUGUAUGUCAAAAGAUCGUGAUCAUAUUCUUGGUCGAGAAACUGCAACAUGGCGUUUGUUGUCCUGUCGGGGUCUUCUAUUUUAGCGCGUCUUGUUUAACUAAACGUUGUGGGUUUCUUCGGUCUCAUAGCACAGAAAUAAGUUCACCGAAGAUUAAUCCACUUACACUUAUAAGUACUGCAGAAAGUUUUGGGGUAUUAUUCUAGCCUUAGAAAGGCAUUAGAAAAGGUUUAUAGGAUUUAGUUCUUAAAAUGUUAUAUAUUAAUAUAUAUUCUAUCUGAAAUAUGGGAUCGGGGAACUGUUUAACUUAUUCGUCUUUCACUGACCCAAUCCGCCCCACACUAGAGUUUUUCUAUUGUAUUAUUUGCCUAAAAUAGAUAAAAGCCUAAAGAUUAGCAUUAGAAUUUGAGCUGUUUAUCCAGCUUUACAUUAAUGUACACAUUGUAUUAUACCGUCUAGAGAGCUUAUUGUGUGGGGUGAUAAAUGUUGAAUUGUAAAUAUACCGAGCGCGGACCUCGUGUUGUGACGUAAGGAAAACAAAAGUUAUAUAUAGCUUGAAAAGCAUCUCAUAAAUCAGACGUUAUUAUUCAAGAUUAAAAUGUCAAAACAAAUUGAAA
This is a messenger RNA of Nematostella vectensis (starlet sea anemone), 2497 nucleotides long. Its product is annotated as beta-1,3-glucosyltransferase. The transcript is spliced from 15 exons. The record is from RefSeq and is a predicted model, not a curated record. Gene Ontology annotation, cellular component: membrane. NCBI's taxonomy places the organism in Eukaryota, Metazoa, Cnidaria, Anthozoa, Actiniaria, Edwardsiidae. The coding region runs from base 68 to 1510 and encodes 480 amino acids. Gene Ontology annotation, molecular function: acetylglucosaminyltransferase activity.